CUGCGACCUCGAUCUGGGUCUACAUGACUUGAGGACUAGUUGUAACCCUAUGGAGAAGUGCGAAUCUAGAACUGUUUACUUUCUGGUGAAAUUUGUUGGUGGCGGCCCGGGACAUGGCCUAUAUGAAGUAAAGAUAGAAAGAGGGAAAAUUUUAGGAAAACUUGGUGGAUUACUUGAUCCUUUAUGCAAGUUUUUUGAUAGGAGCAAUCCUGAGAUUCCCAAGGAAUAUCUUUUGAGUGCUACUAGGUUCGGCAGCCGCUCCGGAUUGUACUUAUUGCAACACGAAGGGCCUGGUGGCUGGUGGCUCAGGGAGAGCAGCACCCGCAGCCAUAACUCGUAUGAAGGACGGAUAUUUGACACAAUGAGCAAGAAAUUGAUGCCAUUUAAGAAGAUGCCUAGCGUUAAGAAAGCUGCAGUUUUGAUUUCUGCUUAUGGCAAGCUUUAUCAUCUUGCACAUUUCUGGUCCAAUGCGCCUGACCCGGACCCCUCUUUUGAGGUAUAUGAUCCAGACGCCGGCUUCUGGACCAAACUCCCUAGACUCCCUUAUGAUGGUAGGUAUCUCAUUGCUGGUUAUGCUUUAUGUUGCGACUGUAUCUUGAUCUCUAUGUGGGGGCAUACGAGAGGUAACUUCUGGGUAUAUCAGGUGACUUUGGAUCAGUGGAAACAAAUUAUUAUUCCUACUGAAGAUGCAAAUGAUAUCUGUCCUUUCCAUGGUAGAGCUGUGGUUGUAGGUGAUACUAUAUAUGCCUUAUCCUUUUACGGGAGUAUCAUAGCAUACUCUAUGAUCAUGGAAAAAUUGGCUGACGGUAGUCUCAAAUUCUCCCUUGGAAAACAAAUCUGUUUGUGUGGCUUGCAUUCUCUUUUUCUGAGGGAUCCUGAAUGCUCUCCAAGAACACAGUGUUUGGUUCAUUUGGGGGGCUUGAACUUUUGCCUAUUCCAAACUGUCAGUAGAGAUUUUACUACUCAACGUGUGUGGAUCACCACCUUUGAUAUCGUCUCCAGUGGAGGAAGAAAGCUCAUUCGUACUCUAGAUAGUACCAUGCGUAAAGUGGCUAUUAAGGGUCUUGGUCAAUUCCGUCUUGAAUAUUCAGGAUUUUGUCUAGAGUGUGAGGAUUUAGAACCCAAAGGGAAAGAGACUAUGGCUACCUCCAGCAAAAUGCAGCCAACUGAUGCUCCUCAAUUGCACAUGCAUGAAAAGGCUAAAAUCAAAAUCAUAAAGAGGCAGAUUCAGAAACAGAGAAGAAAGAUGAUGAAUCACAGAUCAAAGAGGUUGGCCGCGAUGCAAAAGCUGUUCAUGUCAUGAUGGACAUAUCGUAAAGGAAGGGGUGUUUGAGUUGGAGGCUCGAUGUUACGCUUUUGUUUGAUUUCAAACUUGCAUG
This is a messenger RNA of Argentina anserina (silverweed cinquefoil), 1379 nucleotides long. RefSeq lists its product as uncharacterized. Bases 50 to 1303 code for a protein of 417 amino acids. NCBI's taxonomy places the organism in Eukaryota, Viridiplantae, Streptophyta, Magnoliopsida, Rosales, Rosaceae. Gene Ontology annotation, molecular function: protein binding. The record is from RefSeq and is a predicted model, not a curated record. The transcript has 4 exons.